Molecule: messenger RNA, 879 nt
Organism: Mesorhabditis belari
Lineage: Eukaryota; Metazoa; Nematoda; Chromadorea; Rhabditida; Rhabditidae
Source: the annotation of a GenBank genome assembly
AUGGGAAUUGAUCGAAUAAUUAAUAUCGAGACUGCACCCACUCAAUUAAUCAUUUACACAACAAAAGAGGGUCCAUCGGAUCAACUCACAAUUAAGAUUGAAGUGACUGAUUUAGAGGAUCGACGGAUAUUUCCUCUUAUUUCUUUGCAUGGACUAUUUCUUUUGCUCAAUCGAGGUCGAUAUACAAUUCCUUUCUUGAAACCCGAUCAUUAUUAUGGUAUCUAUAUGCAAAGUGAGAAUUUUGUGAAUGGCGAAAAAUUGCUUCACAAUGAGACACGAAUUGUGAAGACGAAUCCAAGAAAUGAUCAAAACUCAACCAAUGAAUUUGUUGAUCCAAAGUUUGAGAUUUACGUUCAUCGGAAUGACGAGAGUGGAUCGAAAAAUACGGAAGGGGUAUUUGUGACGGCGAAAUGGUUAAGUGAAAAGAGAAUCGAGGGAUCAUCAUUGUUGAUUCAUGUUUUCGUGAAAUGUGAGCACACAAGUGCAGAUGAAAUCGUUGUGUUGAAAGAUUCGGCGACGGGGAUAACUAUUGAAAUUGCUAUGGAUCAUCGUUUGGAAAUCGAAGAUCUUGAUGGAAAUCAUCAAAUCAAAGCAAAUAUCAUGCCAUUGAAGUGCAGAGAAAUUUGUUGGGAUGUCACCUAUUUGAUGAAUGUUUUGGGACGAAAUUUCUCAAGAUCUUUCAAUCAAACAUGCGAUCAAAUCAAAGGGACAACUGCUACCACUUUUGUUCGACAAUUACAAUCAUAUGAGAUGAUCGAUCAUCAAUUAUUUGUGAAUACAAAAGUUCAUUCGGAGAGUGAAAGUGAUGAGGAGAAAGUGAAAUUGAUUGCAAAGAAUCUCAUCUCGACGUCGAGUGAACCACUUAUUCAAGAAUAUAGG